Messenger RNA from Syngnathus typhle (broad-nosed pipefish), 796 nucleotides. RefSeq names its product multiple epidermal growth factor-like domains protein 6. The transcript is spliced from 5 exons. The record is from RefSeq and is a predicted model, not a curated record. NCBI's taxonomy places the organism in Eukaryota, Metazoa, Chordata, Actinopteri, Syngnathiformes, Syngnathidae. The coding region runs from base 224 to 796 and encodes 190 amino acids. Gene Ontology annotation, molecular function: calcium ion binding; protein binding.
GUACACAGUGUGUCACGCACACAAGCGUGGAAGCUGAUCCAUGCGCUUAUUGACUACGUCAUCAUUUGGAAUAAUUGGCUCAUUUCCAGGCAGAACAUCACUUCACGUAUCUUUGAACAAAAUUUCAAACCGUUAUUUUUGGAGCGUUAAUUGGUCAAUUUUACAUUCAUGAGCGCGCGUGUGAGCGAAUCGCGUGUUUAAAACCAAAAAGAGGAGGAGGAUUAUGGAGAGUGUGUUUUUAUUAUUUUUGUUUUUAGAGUUUGUUCAAGGAGCCCAUGUCGACCGGUAUGGCAACUCCAACAGGCUUCAGCCGUCCAUGCCAAAUGUUUGCAUGGAGCAGGAGAUGAUGCUGGUCGCCCAGAGGCAGCCGUGCGUGCAGGCUUUCACACGCAUGGUCAAAGUGUGGAAGCAAGGCUGCGUGGGACAGUCGUGGUGUUUAGGAUAUGAGAGGAGGACGGCGUACUACACCGCAUACAGACAAAUGUACCGACAGGAUCAAAACACAGUCUACAAGUGCUGCUCCGGAUGGUCUCAACUCAAUGGUGAAGCCGGUUGCCUUUAUCCUGUGUGCAGCUACGGCGUGUGCUUCAACGGGGGCCAGUGUCGAGAGGGAUCAACCCAGCUCUGCCAGUGUCCUGCGGGUUUUAACGGGCCCAGCUGCCAGUAUGAUGUGAACGAAUGCGAGGAGUCCAAUGGCGGAUGCGAAGCUCUGUGCUAUAACACCAUUGGAAGUUUCUACUGCCGCUGUCCUGCUGGACUCAAACUGAGCCAAGAUGGCAAAACUUGUCAAGGUUAG